Messenger RNA from Zea mays, 1138 nucleotides. RefSeq names its product endochitinase A. Gene Ontology annotation, biological process: carbohydrate metabolic process; chitin catabolic process; cell wall macromolecule catabolic process. The transcript has 2 exons. Lineage: Eukaryota; Viridiplantae; Streptophyta; Magnoliopsida; Poales; Poaceae. The record is from RefSeq and is marked provisional. The coding region runs from base 71 to 913 and encodes 280 amino acids. Gene Ontology annotation, molecular function: chitin binding; chitinase activity.
CAAGCUGCACCGCAGCAACGAACACGAACCUUGGCAGAACGAAGCUGAAGUAGUUCGCUGUGAACCCAGUAUGGCAAACGCGCCGAGGAUCCUGGCCCUCGGCCUGCUAGCGCUCCUGUGCGCUGCCGCCGGCCCGGCCGCCGCGCAGAACUGCGGCUGCCAGCCAAACUUCUGCUGCAGCAAGUUCGGCUACUGCGGCACGACCGACGCCUACUGCGGCGACGGGUGCCAGUCGGGCCCGUGCCGCUCGGGCGGCGGCGGCGGCGGCGGCGGCGGCGGAGGCGGCGGAGGCAGUGGCGGUGCGAACGUGGCUAAUGUGGUCACCGACGCGUUCUUCAACGGCAUCAAGAACCAGGCCGGGAGCGGGUGCGAGGGCAAGAACUUCUACACCCGGAGCGCGUUCCUGAGCGCCGUCAACGCGUACCCGGGCUUCGCCCAUGGCGGGACGGAGGUGGAGGGCAAGCGCGAGAUCGCCGCCUUCUUCGCGCACGUCACGCACGAGACCGGACAUUUCUGCUACAUCAGCGAGAUCAACAAGAGCAACGCCUACUGCGACGCGAGCAACAGGCAGUGGCCGUGCGCGGCGGGGCAGAAGUACUACGGGCGCGGCCCGCUGCAGAUCUCGUGGAACUACAACUACGGGCCCGCCGGGAGGGACAUCGGCUUCAACGGGCUCGCCGACCCCAACAGGGUGGCGCAGGACGCCGUGAUCGCGUUCAAGACGGCGCUCUGGUUCUGGAUGAACAACGUGCACCGUGUGAUGCCGCAGGGCUUCGGCGCCACCAUCAGGGCCAUCAACGGCGCCCUCGAGUGCAACGGGAACAACCCCGCCCAGAUGAACGCGCGCGUCGGCUACUACAAGCAGUACUGCCAGCAGCUCCGCGUCGACCCAGGGCCCAACCUCACUUGCUAGGCGACGGCGUCCACGUUGUACCCAUGGCUCCUGCUAGUGCUAGCUCGUCCACAAUAAAUGCUCGGCGUCGCACCCUCGCGAAAAGUAAACCAAGAGUUUACUGACUAGUACGAGCUAGCUAGCAUGCAGUAAUAAUAAUCAUCGUAAUAAUAAUAAUAAAACGACUGGGCUGAGCCACUUUGUUCGACCUGAAUGAAUAAUGAAGCAACUGUAUGUUCCCUCUGU